Labrus bergylta (ballan wrasse) is the source of this 3516-nucleotide messenger RNA. It is a transcript of the gene skia, whose product is annotated as v-ski avian sarcoma viral oncogene homolog a. The record is from RefSeq and is a predicted model, not a curated record. Lineage: Eukaryota; Metazoa; Chordata; Actinopteri; Labriformes; Labridae. Gene Ontology annotation, biological process: negative regulation of transcription by RNA polymerase II; negative regulation of BMP signaling pathway. Gene Ontology annotation, cellular component: nucleus. Gene Ontology annotation, molecular function: RNA polymerase II cis-regulatory region sequence-specific DNA binding; DNA-binding transcription factor activity, RNA polymerase II-specific; SMAD binding.
UCUCCAUACAGUCAGAGUGAACUGCGGGGGCAGACGGAGCGGGUUGCUGCAGUCCUCGACAGCGGAAAGAGCCGCAAAUAAGGAUUUUUUUAUCGAGCUGUAUCGACCCACAACUCCUGCUUUUGUUUCAUUUUCACCCACUUCUCUUUGGAAUCCAACAAACGGAACUUUUCUCUCGUGUGGAGUUUGGAGAGCCGGGGUUUCUCCGGAUAUGGACAGUCUGCGCCCCGCUGCAGGGAGCGACUGGCCGGUGUUCACUCUGUAGGCUCGGAAUAAAACUGUAAUCUGGGACUUUUUCUUACUGGAUGUUUGAUGAAGCGCUUCGCCUUUUCGUUUACUUCAGGGACGCCGUGGAUUUACCAGGUUCAGGAACGGAUAGAUACUACUCGUGAUUCCCGGUCGACGCCAAGAAGGAUUUACGCUUCUAAAGUUGCAGGAAAAACAUGGAGACUGUAAGUCGGCAGAGCUUCCAGCCUCAUCCGGGACUGCAACAAACUCUGAAGCAGUUUCAACACAGCUCUAUGAGCUCUCUGGGCGGACCGGCGGCUUUCUCUGCCCGGUGGCAACAUGAGCUCCUCUUCAAGAAGGACGGGAAGGAGCCCGAGCCGGUGCUGCAGCAUUUGCCGCCGCCGGUGAUGCCCGGCCCGCUCUUCAUCCCGUCGGACCGAUCCACGGAGAGGUGCGAGACGGUGCUGGAAGCCGAGACCAUCUCGUGCUUCGUGGUCGGCGGGGAGAAGCGCCUGUGCCUGCCGCAGAUUCUCAACACGGUGCUGCGGGACUUCAGCCUGCAGCAGAUCAACUCCGUGUGCGACGAGCUGCACAUCUACUGCUCCCGGUGCACGGCGGACCAGCUGGAGAUCCUCAAAGUCAUGGGGAUCCUGCCCUUCUCCGCGCCGUCCUGCGGCCUCAUCACCAAGACGGACGCGGAGCGGCUCUGCAACGCCCUGAUCUACGGAGGCGCCUACCCGCCGCGCUGCAAGAAGGAGCUGAACGGAGGCGUGCUGGAGCUGGAGCUCACCGAGAGGAGCUUCAAAAUCUACCACGAGUGUUUCGGCAAGUGUAAGGGCUUGUUCGUACCGGAGCUGUACACGACCCCCAACGCAGCGUGCAUCCAGUGCAUGGACUGCAGACUCAUGUACCCGACGCACAAGUUCGUGGUGCACAGCCACAAGGCGCAGGAGAACAGGACUUGCCACUGGGGCUUCGACUCGGCCAACUGGAGGGCGUACAUCCUCCUCGGCCAGGAUUACACGGGGAAAGAGGAGAAGGCCCGCCUGGAGCAGCUCCUGGACGAGAUCAAGGAGAAGUUUGACUUCGCCAAGAAGUACAAGAGGAAAGCUUCGUCCAGGGUGUCUGAUCCCAUCCCGAUCAAAAAGUCCAAGUAUGAAGACUUCCCGUUGCUCUCUCCGCUCUGCGACAAAGAGAAGCAGCAUGACUGGCUCCAGUCCCUCGCCGCCUCCAAUAAGGGGCUUAACUGCAUCCAGCCAAGGCAGAGGCCCUCAGCUUUCAGACCCUGGUCCCCCCACAUCUCUGCUGGUGAAAAGGAGAUCUCCAGUCACCCCCUGGCCCUUCUGAGAGACAGCUUCUACAACUACAAGAGUCUGGAGAAGGCCGUGGCCCCCAACGUGGCCCUCACACCGCUGCCCCUGGGGAAGGUGGGUCCCAUGUCCCCCUCUGUACCCAGCACCUCACACCCGAGUGGAGGCGAACCCCCAGGUGAGGGGGCCCACUCCGCCUCCAAGCCCCGCAAGAGGAGAGCCACAGAGGAGCUCCCAGCACCAGAGGCCCCCUGCCCUCCUCCUCCAUCAGCUGCCAGCAAGCUGCCGCCACCGCCGCCGCCACCACCUCAGGAAGACAAAGACUCUGAGGUGGAGAUCGAGGUGGAGAGUCGAGAUGAGUUCACCUCGUCCCUGUCCUCGCUGUCGUCUCCGUCCUUCACCUCGUCCAGCAGCUCAGCAAAAGACCUGAGCUCGCCGGUCGCCCUGGGCCUCGUCUGCACCGUCACGUCAGCAGAAGGCACGCCUCCCGCAGCCGCGCCCGUCACAGCCCCCGUCACCCCUCCAGAGCCGGGGCUCGAGUCGGAACUGGAGAGUCUGCGGCAGGCGCUGGACAGUGGACUGGACUCCAAAGAGUCCAAGGAGAAGUUCCUGCACGAGAUCGUGAAGAUGAGGGUGAAGCAGGAGGAGAAGCUGGGAUCAGCGCUGCAGGCCAAACGCAGCCUCCAGCAGGAGUUGGAGUUCUUACGGGUCGCCAAGAAGGAGAAGCUGCGGGAGGCGACCGAGGCGAAACGAAAUCUGAGGAAGGAAAUUGAGCGUCUGCGAGCCGAGAGCGAGAAGAAGAUGAAGGAGGCCAACGAGUCGCGGAUCCGUCUGAAGCGGGAGCUGGAGCAGGCCCGGCAGCUGAGGGUCUGCGAUAAAGGCUGCGAGGCGGGACGUCUUCGUGCAAAGUACUCUGCACAGAUUGAGGACCUCCAGAUGAAGCUGCAGCACGCCGAAGCCGACCGCGAGCAGCUUCGAGCGGACCUGCUGCAGGAGCGGGAGGCCAGGGAGCACCUGGAGAGGGUGGUGAAGGAGCUGCAGCACCAACUGUGGCCCAAAUCCAACUGCGACAUGGAGGGGGCGCCCAACGAGACCACAGCUGACAACUAACCCAGCAGCCAAACUCACGGCCCAACCAUCUUCCACCCCCCCACCCCCCACCCCCCAAUCGCCAUGAUUACCCAACAUCUUCCACCAAACCCGGACCAUAAACACACCCAGGAGUCCAGGGCCGGCCGCAUCGUAAGACCAUCACAGAAACUCGAGGACUUGUCCUCAGGCCAGAGACACGAGGACCUGUGUCCUCAUUCAUGCCCAUGAAACAAGGAAACACUCGCACCUCCUGAACUCGCAGAACUGAAAACUGGAUUCAGAGAAUGAAGAAAGACAGAUCCAUAACAGCAGAUGUGUUAUGGGAGAGUUUAACGGAUUUCUGUGGUAAUAAGUGCAGAAGAUGGUGUGAGCGUGAGGAAUGUGGAGUCGUUAAUGCGAUGUGGCCCAGAGAGCAGGAGUCAAAUCUAACCCCCCCUCCCCCGUCCAUCGCCAUGACGACGAUGGAGGAACACUUUAUAAGCUAUUUAAGGGACUACAUAGCGACAUGUAAAGACAAAAAAAAGACAGUUUCUUUGUUUCUCUGUGCUUUUGGAGUUUGAAAAAUAUAAAAAAAUAAAUAAAUCAGAAGAUGAACAAAACAAGCGAAUGAACCCUCCACAGUGCCACCGUGGUUUUGUCGGUUUUUCAGGAAGCCAUAGCAGUCCGCCGAGGGGGGGGGGGGGGGGAAGCAUCGAGUCUGAAGGUCAGGCGACCCCGUCUUUUCCUCCCAUUGUUGUUUUAUAAAAUCAUUUCUGUCUCAUUUCUCCGAGCAGCGGGUGAACUGGCCUCGGGCUCGAUCUUUUUCUCCUCUUGGACCCCGGAGCGGGACUGGUAAAUCACAUCCUGCGGGGGCUGCAGUUUGAAGAGAGAGCACUUUGUUUGGGUC